ACGCAGGUGCCGGCCGGAGCGGAGCUAGCGGCGCUGAGGAGACCGGCCGGGCCGGGACCAGGGCCCGGGCAAGCGGAGGGGCCUGCGCGGCCGCCCGGCCCGGCCGCGGAUCAGGCUCCUGGGACCAUGGGCCUCGGGCGCUGAGGACGAGGGGCUCCCUGUGGCCAUGACGACGGGUGACUGCUGUCACCUCCCUGGCUCCCUGUGCGACUGCUCCGACAGCCCCGCCUUCUCCAAGGUCGUGGAGGCCACGGGCCUCGGGCCACCCCAGUAUGUGGCACAGGUGACUUCAAGGGACGGCCGGCUCCUCUCAACUGUCAUCCGGGCCUUGGACACACCGAGCGAUGGUCCAUUCUGCAGGAUCUGCCAUGAGGGAGCGAAUGGGGAGAGCUUGCUGUCUCCAUGUGGUUGCACCGGCACGCUGGGCGCCGUGCACAAGAGCUGUCUGGAGAGAUGGCUUUCCUCAUCCAAUACCAGCUACUGUGAGCUGUGCCACACGGAGUUUGCAGUGGAGAAGAGGCCCCGGCCCCUCACAGAGUGGCUGAAGGACCCAGGGCCUCGGACAGAGAAGAGGACACUGUGCUGCGACAUGGUGUGCUUCCUGUUCAUCACGCCUCUGGCCGCGAUCUCAGGCUGGCUGUGCCUGCGUGGGGCCCAGGACCACCUCAGGCUCCAUAGCCGGCUGGAGGCGGUGGGGCUCAUCGCCCUCACCAUCGCCCUCUUUACCAUCUACGUCCUCUGGACGCUGGUCUCAUUCCGCUACCAUUGCCAGCUGUACUCCGAGUGGAGAAGGACCAACCAGAAAGUACGCCUGAAGAUCCGGGCCACCGAUGGCCCCGAAGGCACUCAGCACUCCCCUCUGGCAGCUGGGCUCCUGAAGAAGGUGGCAGAGGAGACGCCUGUGUGAAGGCCGGGCUGGCAGGGCCAGAGGCAGCUGGCGAUGCCCUGGUGUUUGGAAGGACAGAAAUUGCCCGACGCUUCCGCACGGCUGGAAUGCUUCUUAGGCCAAGAGAUGCCAAAGUGGAGCUGAUUCCGUGAUUCCUGUGUGAAGCUAUUCUCAGAUCGUUUUGCACACUCUUACACACGAGGAGAACAGACGGACGUGGUCCCGAGCUUCGGAUGGAGCAGGCACCCUGAUCUCAUUCUGAGGUCUACCUGGCCCCUCCUGGGCCAGCAGCCAUGGCCAGAGGCGAGUCGCGGGCACCCAUUGAGCUGGGAGGUUCCGCAAGCUUCUUGCACUUUUCUGCACCUGGCAGGCUCACAUUCCCGGCACCCUCAACUUUAUAAAGUUGCACCGUGUUUCAAAACCCACCCCCCUACCCCACCCCACCCCCAAUGAAUAAAAGGAGCCCUUGCUGGUCAAAACGGA
This is a messenger RNA of Delphinapterus leucas (beluga whale), 1369 nucleotides long. It is a transcript of the gene MARCHF2, whose product is annotated as membrane associated ring-CH-type finger 2. Gene Ontology annotation, biological process: protein ubiquitination. Lineage: Eukaryota; Metazoa; Chordata; Mammalia; Artiodactyla; Monodontidae. Gene Ontology annotation, molecular function: zinc ion binding; ubiquitin-protein transferase activity. The record is from RefSeq and is a predicted model, not a curated record.